This is a messenger RNA of Columba livia (rock pigeon), 7878 nucleotides long. RefSeq lists its product as uncharacterized. The record is from RefSeq and is a predicted model, not a curated record. The coding region runs from base 210 to 968 and encodes 252 amino acids. The transcript has 2 exons. NCBI's taxonomy places the organism in Eukaryota, Metazoa, Chordata, Aves, Columbiformes, Columbidae.
AUAAAGCGAACUCUGUGAACAUCACCUUGGUGUGUCAGGUUCCAUCUCUCGCAUGGAAAAAGCAACAUUUUGGUGACCCCGAUGUGAUACUUCGUAUGGAAGCAAGAUCGUUGGAAGUGAAGAUGCGAGGAAAAAACGCCACCUGGAGGGUGAAGAUAGCCCUGCGCUCGAAGAAAAGCAGAAAGUAGGCCUACGGGGAAUCAGGUGGCAUGGGAAACGUGGCAUCCACGGAAGAAAAAGCAAUAGUGAAAAGUAUUCUCCAGCUGGAUGCACGAACAGGAAGAUAUUUGGAAAAAGACGCGCUGGAGCGUCUGUUACGUUUUGCGCAAUGGAAGGGAUGUGUUCGAGCUUCGGACGAGUUUUUUUCUCCCGAUACAUGGGAGGAGAUAGGGACUGAACUAUGUGAGGCUGUCACAAGGGGGAGCCGCGAGGCUUGCGACCUCGCUGGACCGUGGCGGGAGAUCCGGUUGCUGAUGCAGGAAGUCUCAGAGGAGCCAGAGCUGUGUGCCGUCCCCCCGGAGCCGCCCGCCGCGAGCUGCCCUCCCUCUGAGGACUCCGAAAAAUCAACGCCGCUGGUAUGUCCCAUAUCAGAUCUGGAGUUCUGGGGCAGAGAGCAAAUUAUACCCUCUGCACCUUUUGAGCCAUUGCCUGCCUCCGACAACGAAUGGCAGCAACCAGCAAGUUUCAACAAGCCGGGACAAGUUAAUCCAGCUGACGUACCUCUGCCGGAGGACUUGAUGGAGCACCAGGAUGGACCACCACAGAAUCGCCCUGACUUCCAGGAGGAGAGCCACGUGCAGAGCCUGAAGGACUUACUGAGAUGGCAGGAGACACAGAUGCAAGAAGUUCUAAAUGCUAUGAAGCGACUAGAUGGCGGUAACCAUAAAAAUUCGUGGAUCCCAGCAAAGUGGGUGAGGCCUUGGCUAGCUAACAGAGAAGAAACCGAUUGCAAUGAUGACAACCCUUAACCUCAGAGGUGUUAUCGCUUUUAGCAACGGAUGUAGCCAGUGUUGAGCAUACCACUUUGCAAAACAGAGCAGCGAUUCAUUUUUUGUUAUUGGCCAUGGCCAUGGUUGUGAAGAGUUUGACUGUAUGUGUUGUUUGAACUUAAAAGAUAAAAAGAUAAAAGAUUUGCAGAACCUGAAAAUAACAGAAGAUGUUGGGUUUUUUGGGUUGGAUGCCUUGUUUGGUUAAAAGGAAUAUUGAAGACAGGUCCGUUCUUGCUAAUUGUAAUUGUAUUAGCCUUAAUGUUCUUACCCUGUAUUUCACACUGUCUUCAAAGCAUGAUACAGCGUGUUGUUAACAUUAUAUUAAAUGAAAGAGGGGGAGAUGUAGUGACAGAGCCCCCCUGAGGGGAUGGGGUUGUUGCCAGCCUGGCUGAGAGGUGAAGCCAGAGACAAAAGAGACAAAAGGAACCCUAUAAGAAGGUAACAACCAAUGAGCAAUCGCCGACAGGCGCGUGCAGAGCACGUGGACAGUGCAUGCAGCCUAUCAUGUUACUAUAUAGCACAUGCUGUAACCAAUCACAUUGUUGCAAGACGAGUGGACAGGGCAGCUUUUGGUAUAAAGCUAGCCCGGGGCGGACAAUAAAGUUGAACUCUGUGAACAUCAUAUUGGUGUGUCAGGUUCCGUCUCUCGCAUGAAAAAGCAACAGUAACUGAAACAGAGAUAACAUCAGUGCAGUGUGUUUUUAAUAACAAUUAUUGGAAAAACAUCUUGUGUAACCUCUUAGUCCAGGCCCAUAUCUGUAAAUCCUAGAAACUGUCAAUGGCUAAUAAAGAGGGUCUCAGCCCGGCUCAGCGCUCUGCUCUGCCCAGCUCUGCGCUCCUUCCCGAACAAGAUCUCUGUCUGUGUGUGAAUCUUUGUCUGCGUCCCGGUGUGCAUCAUUCCUCAUCGCUACAAGUGGUGCCCUGUGUGAGUGUGUGACCCCUGGAGGCUCUUCGUCGAGCAGUGUGUUUGGCGGCGACCACGCAAUCCAACAGGUGAGUAAAUUUUGUUUGUGGCUGCAUUAAUCCCUACAGUAUAAAUAGGGACAAGCCGUCCUCGUUGAACGAGAGAGCUGCGGGAUUGCGUUAGUAUGGGGCAGUCCGCUUCUCAGGAACAUGAAUUGUAUUUGCAGGUUUUACUGCAGAUAUUACAUUUUUCUGGGUAUCGUACUUCUGAGAAGCAGCUAGCCUCGCUCCUGGUAUGGGUGAAAGAGCAUUGUGCUUGGUUUCCAAGUGAGGGGACGUUUGACAGUAAAAUUUGGAAACAGGUCGGGGAAUAUCUACACGCGCAAAAGAAUUCAGGUUUUACAGUCCCUGACGGUUUGCAUGUAACUUGGAGAUUUGUGUACUCUGCGCUAUCGCAGUUGCAGUUGGCAGAGCACAUUCUGCAAGGGCAAACAGGGGAGGAGGGACAGAAAAACACAAAUGAGCAGGUUGCUAAUGAUUUGAGUCUUGACAGCACUGAUAGCACUCAUCCUUUUGAGUCAGGCUCUGUAGAUCUCGAAAAAGAGCCAGUUUUAUAUCCAUCAUUAAUGCCAUCACAGCUGUGUAAAGAUAAGGCCGGAAUCUGUGUGGAGCUGGGUCAGGAGUCUAAAACUCUGCCCUCAGCACCUCCCUUGCCUGAUUUUAAUGAUGCUUACACAGCACCCAGUAACCCCUUCAUGACUAAGACAGCAGAACACAAAGGGGUGAUGCAAAAUGCUGUGAAAAGACUAUGGAGCAGGGCAAUUUUUCUUUCACCUUUCCAGUUAUUUACAAACCACAACAACCACCUGAACAUGACGGAAUACCUUAUACAAUGGUUAAGGAGUUAAAAAAAUCUGUGCAAUAGAAUGGGUUACAUAGUCCUUUUACAAUGGGAAUUACUGAAGGUAUUGGUGCCAUGUACGUAAUGGCUCCAUGGGAUUGGAAACUGCUUGCUAAAACAAUUUUGACACCAGCACAAUAUUCUGUGUGGCAAUUAGAAUAAAGAUCUUGUGAUUGAACAGGUCUUGGAAAAUUUGUCAUCAGAAGCAGGGAUAAAACAGGAUAUGUUGCUAGGAACCGGACAGUAUAUCACUCCACAGGCACAGGCUGGGCUUCUACAGCAGGUUUUUGAACAGGCAACUCGUCUUGAUAUUAGGGCAUGGCAUUGGGUCCCAGAGGCAGGGUAGCGCGUAAGCUCAUUUGCAACAAGACAGGGACUGCAGGAGUCUUAUAUAAACUUCACUGACUUCAUAGCAAACCGCUAUAGCAAGGCAGGUUGAAAAUGAAGAUAUAGCAAAACUUCUACUGCUUCAACUGGCAUAUGACAAUGCUAACUCUGACUGCCAGGCUGCUUUGUUGUCGGUGAAAGGUAAAGCCACUGAUAUAGCACAAUAUGUUAAGGUUUGUCAGAAUAUUAUGACUGAAACAUAUCAGGCUUCGGUAUUAACAGCCACGUUGUCUCAGCUCAGUGUAAAUCAAAUGAGUCUUAAGUGCUUUAUUUGUGGUAAUGAGGGUCAUGUCAGUAAACACUGUCCUCAACAGCGCUAUAUAACACAGCAGUCAUAGACGUCUUCCUUAUUAACCUGUUUUCUUUGUAGGUAUCUAAGAAUACUACAGUUUAAUAAGUCUUUGCCUGUUAUAUGGCACAGUAAGUUCACAGAGUGCUAAACCAUAAGAAUCCAUUGGCUCAAAAUGUGCAUUUUGUGAUAAUACAGAAGAUCAUGAGUAAUUUAGUUCUUUACUGCGUGAACGUGAUAAUAAGAUUUUGUGUCUAACAGCUGUUACUUUUCUUUCUAGCAUGCUAGCUUUGUUCCAGCAUCCAGACUUGCGCAACUCUGUGAUAGGCUGUGUCUCAUCUCGAUGUGCUGGGUUUGGCUCUUUUGUAUGCGCACCAGGUAAAGAAUCCUGGUUUUGGGAUAACAGUUGUAGCGCCCCAGAUGAGACACUAAUAAAAACCUUGCCCUGUCCAGCUCGCUGUGGGGGGGGGCGGGUGCCGAGUGGGCUCCAGCCGCACUGACCUGUUUUGUCAGGGAGACCCAGCGGUGCCUCCACCUGGCUGAGUGGUGAGCGGCCCAAAGGCGCAAAGCUAAAAUUGAGAUAUUGUCUUGAAUAAGUGUAAUUGCGAUCCAUUUGCAUAUUUGAACUUGGUGUUUGGUUUUCAUAUAUGAGCUCAGUAUUUUAGUUUGCAUAUAUAUAUAUAUAUAUAUUUGGUACCAAAAGAAUUUUGUUUGGGGAGAUAAUUACAAAAUGGGAACCGGUUCCACUGCUAAAAUUCCACCUUGCUCCCCCUUAGGAUGCAUCCUUACACCUUAGAGUAAUUGCUCAUAUUGUUAUCUAAUAAUUUUGAGACCAGAAAAGAAUUGAAGUUGUUAAACUCCAAUUCCCAUUGAAUUUGUGUGUUUGUUGGAGCUAUGGGAAAGAAAACUAAAUGCUAUGAUGGAUGUGAACUUGGAGGAGGUUGUAUUUAAAAGUUGCUAGAAUAUGACCUGAUUUGGAUCUAGGAAAAUUAAAGUAAUGGAUUGAUGGUUAAUAUACUGUUUAUUGACAUCUGUAAGAAAUUGCAAAAGGUACAUGGGGCUGAGGAAUGUAACUAUUGCUCAGCUAAUUAGAAUUGUAUAUAGAGUGUAUUAUGGCUGGAAUGAAAUGGGAAAAUAAAAAAGCAAAAUAUCCCAGGCCUGUGCUGUACUGUUUGAACAUAAAUUUCAGGCCUGGAUCAAGCUGCUAGAUAAACUCAGCUCCCUAGCAGCUCCCACUUAGCACCAGCAAUUAACACCACCUGCGUGGCCUUGCCUGUAUCUGAACUGCAGCAAGAAGAGAAAGAAAAAGAAAAAAAAAAUAGAAAAAUGUGGCCUCCCGCUUUCAAGGCGGUGAAAGGGGGGUUUUCUCUCCCCCCACUGCAGCGAUGUUGUAAUACUGAAUGGAGCAGUCUGAGGGUGAAAUUUAAAGGCAUCCCUAGCAGAUCCGUAGUUCUAAUGAAGCUGGGAAAUUAAACCAAAAUUUGUUAAUGGACUUAUUCAGUGGUAACUGGUUGUAAGAGACUUCUUACUAAAUUCACCGUGAUCGUUUUUGAGAUCACAGGAAAGAAAGAAAGACCAUUUUUUGAGACCAACGGAAUGCCAAAUUUGAAACAAAGUUUUACCAUAUGAAUUCUUGUAGCUGCCAGAAAGCCCUGCACCUCUCUUGGGUCAAGAUUUGUUAAGUAAAUUGUAAGCUCAAAUAAUGUUUUCUGAGAAUUCUGUUUAGUUGCAUGUCCCACAAGAAGCUGCUGGGAUGGUGCAGAUCUGCUUGUGCAAGUGAGAAAUCUCCAAGGAAACUUCGAAUGCUGUAUUUCCACCAGUAUUAACAGCCAACGUCUCGAUAAAGCAAAUACUACACUGAUUGAUCUGAAACAGGACUUCGAUCCGGUAAGGGAAAACAAUAUCCAAUAAACAUGAAGGCUAAAAUGGGCUCACAGCUAAUGCCAUUUAGCAGACUGCUGUUAUAUAUGUCUCAUCUUUUGGUCAUUUGAAAUAUGUACAUGUUUCUAUAGAUACUUUUUCAGGUAUGCUUUGUGCAUCUGCACAUACGAGUGAGAAAAGCAGAGAUGUUCAGCAUCACUGGACCCACUGUUUUGCUAUGCUGGGUGUGCCACAACAGAUUAAAACUGACAAUGGUCCUGGAUACACUGCUAGAUCCACGCAAUAUUUUUUACAGCAAUGGGGUGUUUUGCGUGUCACAGGUAUUCUACAUUCUCCCACUGGACAGGCUAUCGUUGAACGAGCACAUUCCACACUGAAACAGAUGUUAUUAAAACAAAAAAGGGGGAAUAUGGCACCUCAAGAACAAUUAGACAAUGCAACAUAUACUUUAAAUUUUUUGAAUCAUACUAUGCCUCUCUCUAUUGCAGCAGUGGAAAAACACUUCCGUGUUCCAGAUUCACUGUCUCAGAGACCAAAGGUUUUAUACCCGGAUCCCCUAUAGAGCAGUCAGUGGCAAGGGCCUGUAGAGUUAAUCACCUGUGGAAGGGGAUAUGUGUGUGUUCUUCUUCCAACAGGACUGAAGUGGCUUCCUGCAAAAUAUGUUAAACCUGACUAUGAGUUGGACAAACGACGCAGGACCUAAUGCCAGAGAUACAGCUUCUGUCCCUGCAGCAGAGGGCAACAAAGAAACAGAAGAGACCAAAGGAAGAGGCGCUAGCAUAUCAGAAUGAUACAGAUUUACCUUAUAUGGACUGGGGACUAACUGGUGAAAAAACUUUCAAUGCAUUUGUUUUCCUUAUUAGUAUGGCUAACCAGCUUUUUCCAAUAUUUGUUAAUAACUGUAAUUGUUGUAAUUUGCAUUAUUCUGUUCUACAGUAGGUUGAUUUGUAAUGAUAAUGUAUAACAGGAAAAUGACACAUAAGGUAUGAUGAUCCACAGUGGGCAUUCAAACUCACCAACAGAAUGCCCCCUUUUGACUUUGGAGGCAAGAGGUGACAGCACCACCACUCCAAAGUAGCCUGUCAGAUGACUGUGGUCACAGGAUGGAUUGUGAGGCAGUUGCACAUUCCCCUGAAAUCUGGAGCCUUCAAUGAGGAGGUUGAUGGCUCUUUAGCACCUUUUGUGCCCCACUGUGCCUGUUCCAAAGUACACACCUAGGGUGGUACCAAGGUGCUGUCAGUCACAUCCUCCCCUGCCUUGGGGCAGGGUGACUUCACCUCUACCAGCUGGUGGGGCAGGAGGGGUGGGACCCUUGGUCAAUUGACAGGGUCCUCAACAAAGGAGGUGCCCAAACUAGCUGCGAAGCUUCUGAACUAUGUUGUAAUGCCCACAGCCACAUCUGACCAGACUAUAAAAUGGGGUUCCCACCAAAGACGCCCUUUGAGUGGUCUUCUCAGAGCUGCGGGUCUGUGAACUGGAGCCCUUUCCUUAGACAGGAACACUGUCUAAGGAGACUUCCUGGGACUGAGAGCGCCUCACCUCCUCAUUUGGAUGAGUGAUUAUUUACUGGAUAUAUCCUUGAAUGAGACUUCACCUAACCCAGGUGAGUGAUUAUUUCUUGUGAGUACCCUGAAGUAAGAGGCCUCUAGUUUUGUUUCUAGUGAGUGACUACGUGCACAUUGUGGAUCCUCAUUAUUCUUAUGUUAUUGUAUUCAAAUAAUCUCCUUAGCUGAUAUCUGAACCAGUAUUUUAUGUUAUCGGAGUGCUAAAUACGUGUAAUAUCAUUGAAAUUGAAUUAUAAUGUUUAUGAGCGAAAUCAAGAAAAACAACACCUCCAAAGAGCAGUCUCAGCUAAUGUGCAAGGCCUGAUUUAGGAUUUAGCCAGUGCCCUGCAAAACAAUUGCAUCAUUUGUAAGAAUUAGCACUGUAAGACAUAAUGGCUAACAUUAUCUGAUAGCAUAAAGUGAUUACACCCAAAAACUUGGUUUUCAGGCCUCAAUCUGCAUAUAUGGGUUUUUGUGGGAAUUGGAUGUGCUCGUGUAAUGUUUUUUCUUGUAGUCCUCUGAAUCAUCUGGAGAAUGAUACAGAAUGCAAAGAAGAAUAAAGUCAGGGUUCUUGCUGCACUCACUGUGAACCAGAUGUUCAAAAACAAAAAAGGGGGAGAUGUGGGAACAGCAGUUCCAGCUGAAGGGCCUUGGACAGAUUAUACAGAAGUAUGUUUUUUAUGAGCGUAAGAAGUGAUAGCCCAGGCCAGUGAGAAUGAUAUCUCAGGUCGGAAAACCGCCCCCAUAUGUAUGAUGUGUGAAUGUCCUUGGGCCUGGUCUGUGAAUGAGUGGGAAUGUAACUGAAACAGAGAUAACAUCAGUGUGGUGUGUUUUUAAUAACAAUUAUUGGAAAAACAUCUUGUGUAACCUCUUAGUCCAGGCCCAUAUCUGUAAAUCCUAGAAACUGUCAAUGGCUAAUAAAGAGGGUCUCAGCCUGGCUCAGCACUCUGCUCUGCCCAGCUCUGCACUCCUUCCUGAACAAGA